Messenger RNA from Acanthoscelides obtectus, 1480 nucleotides. Lineage: Eukaryota; Metazoa; Arthropoda; Insecta; Coleoptera; Chrysomelidae. The record is from the annotation of a GenBank genome assembly.
CAUUCUUGUACUUGACUUCAAUCGUCUUCUCAGGUACAUCGGACACUACGUCUGGUUUGAUUUGGUUCUUCGUGAAUGCCUGUUUCACAUCAUCAGCACACAAAGCAGCUGAUAUCACCGUACCGAAGAACACCACUAAAAUUGAGUAGUUCAUGUUGACAGGCAAACGAGGAAAUCAAAAUCAAGCACCUAGAAACCCGCCGAUGUAUGAGAUGCAAGACCGCUACGAAAGUUCUUUUAUACGAACAUAGGUGUGAGAGCUUCCCACACCAUGGUACAACGGCAGCUAGAACCAGUGCGUAUCGUCGCAGAGGUUUGAAGCCUCAUCAUGACUUAAAAGUCUAGUCAGCAUAAUAUGAGGUCUAUGGCCGAUCGACGCAUAUUCACGUACGAACAAGAACGAUGAAGACCGAGAAAUAAGGAAACGUUAAACGUUAUCAAAAAUAAAAAUGGCGGCUGUUAUCCCGGCUGUGACGAGAAUAUCAAGCAGGAUUAUUCGAGUUUUAGGAUGCAAUCCAGGGCCGAUGACGUUACAAGGGACAAACACAUACAUUGUAGGUACCGGAAAAAGGAGAGUAUUGAUUGACACAGGUGAUGCAGAUGUACCACAAUACAUUCAUUACUUGAAGACAGUUCUUGAUGAAGAAGAAAUCCAUUUAGACCAUAUCUUGGUCUCACAUUGGCACCAUGAUCAUCUAGAUGGCGUUUCUGAUAUCUUCAGUCAAGUUUCAGAAAGAACAGGUUCUCUUUACUCUAAUUUUUCAUACUAUCUUCUGUUAUAUACUGUAUACCUCAGUGUCUCAAUUUCUUUAGGUAUAUGUAAGGUUUGGAAGUUUCCCAGCCAAAAAGUUCAAGCAACUAACGUUCCUGACAACCUACCAUUACAUUCUUUGGAAGAUAAACAAGUUUUUGAGAUAGAGGGCGCCACAUUGCAAGUCCUCUUAGCUCCUGGUCACACCGACGAUCACGCAAUUUUUCAUCUUCAAGAGGAGGAUGCCAUUUUUAGUGGAGAUUGCAUAUUAGGGGAAGGGACUGCCGUGUUUGAAGACCUUUAUGACUAUAUGAAUUCACUCAAUUUGAUAUUAGGAUUGGACCCCAAGAUUAUAUAUCCAGGGCAUGGGAACAUCAUCAAGAGUCCCCAAGAAAAAAUCCAAUUUUAUAUACAGCAUCGGCUAGAGAGAGAAAAACAGAUUAUGGAAGUGUUGAAUCAAAAUCCAAAGAAGCAGUUCACUGAAGAAACCCUAGUAGAAGAAAUAUAUACUGAUCUAUCGCCGAAGCUGAUAGCUGCUGCCUGCAGAAAUGUAAACCACCACUUAAUGAAGCUUCUGAAGGAAGAAAGUGUUAAACUUGUUGACAAAAAGUGGCAAAUUAAAUGUUGAUGUGUUUAGUUUUAAUAACCCUAUGAAACAAAUAAGUUGUAAAGAUUCAAGCUUUGCUUGUGAUUUUCUGAUGCUUCCAAUAAAAAGGGUGCUACCAUACA